Messenger RNA from Schistosoma bovis, 3314 nucleotides. The record is from the annotation of a GenBank genome assembly. NCBI's taxonomy places the organism in Eukaryota, Metazoa, Platyhelminthes, Trematoda, Strigeidida, Schistosomatidae.
UGAGGAAUAUAGCAUAAGUUUAAGUGAAUCAAGCAUUUGUAAAAGGAAAGAUAACUGUCCAAAAGUGUUUUUUGGGUAUAUUCAAAUAACUGUGGGGAAUAAUGAGUUGUUCGCAUCAGAUGAUGAAAAACGUUGUUCUUAGCAGUUACUUCUUCAAACUUAUUAAUAAAAUCAUUCCGUUGAAACUGAUAAUUGUAACGUUUCAUCUAGAAAGUAAUAUGCGGAGAUCUGCAGCACCAAGUCGUACUAGUCAGUCUCAAGAUCUGUCGAUAAAUUCCAACCUCGUAAAGACGGCUGAGUACAAGUCAGUUUCACACUGUUCCUCAAGUCCUAAAAUGAACAAUACGCCUACAAAUUUUAAUUUGUCUCAUGCUACGAAAUGUUCCAGGUAUUUCGAGGCUGUAUAUGCUAAAGCAUCGACUAAAAAGCAUAAAAAAUGGGAAGGAGAUGGUUUUGUAGAGGUUGAAGGUCGAAUCAUAAAGCUUAUCAAUGAAGAUUUGAAAGUAAUAGCAUCUGCUUCUGGUCAUAAAUUAGCUUUUUUAAAUGAAAUUGAUAUUGGUUCGGUUGUUCAUAUUGGGUCUUAUGAAGCAGAGCUUAUUUCACUGAUAGAGAAGCCACAGUUAAUUAAUCUUUCCUCAAAAUCAAAUGAUGGCACUGAGGCGUUACAUGCACCGGCAAAAAUUUCGACAAGCAAACCAAGCACAAAUCUCAGUUUCUCACCAAAGACGAAUUCCAAAUCAAAACUGAAUGAGUCCUGGGGUUCUUCAAACCAUCUGGUUAUGCCCAAGCCUCCUGCUAACUGCAUUUGGUCUCAGAAUCCCGACAACCUUCCUAUUGUGGAUGUAGUUUUAGAGUCGAAGUUUGCUUCACGUCUACAGCCACAUCAAUGUGAAGGUAUUAUUUUCUUGUAUAAAUGUUUAAUGGGAUUUCAACCGUAUGUUGCUUUAAAUGAAUCUGAUGAACGAAUUACUUAUGGAUGCAUUUUAGCGGAUGAAAUGGGUCUUGGUAAGACAGUUCAAGCUAUUGCCACCAUUUGGCUAUUAAUUAGACAAGGACCGUACGGAGGUAGACCGGUUAUUCAACGUUGCCUUAUUGUAACUCCAGGUACACUUGUUCAGAAUUGGCAAAAGGAAUUCUCCAAAUGGUUAGGUCGUGAACAGUUACCUGUGUAUUGUGUAGAUCAAAAUCAUUCUGUUAAAAAAUACCUAACAAUGUCCAAUGAUUCACCGCAGGUUAUUCUUAUGUCGUAUGAAAUGUUUCUACAGCAUACUAGUGAAAUCUAUGAAAUUUCCGACUUGGAUAUGGUUGUAUGUGACGAAGGGCAUAGAUUAAAAAAUUCCAAUAUCAAUACAACUAUGGCACUUUGUCGACUACGUGCACGUAGACGUUUGCUAUUAACUGGGACUCCAUUACAAAAUCAUUUGAAUGAAUUAUGGUCAUUGGCUAAUUUCUGUGUACCAGGACGUUUAACUUCAAGUUUAGAAGAGUUUCGUCGUCAAUUUGUUAUACCACUAUUAAAUAGUCGUAACUUAGUACAAAAUGUUAAAAACAAUCUUAACAAUGAUGAUGAUUGUGAUUCUUGGAGUUAUACAAACUAUGAGAAUUGUGAUGAUUUAGAAAGUCCAUCAGCCAAAUUAUUCCGACUAUUGAACAGUUUCUUUUUAAGACGCACAUGUGAUGUCAUUGCACCAAAACUAACUGAUAAAACUGAACAUAUUUUGUUUUGUCGUCCGAGUAAACUGCAAACCGAUUUGGAAGCUAUACUUACACAGUGGAUGAAUAAUGAAUUUAAUUUAAGUCGAUGUGAAUCUCUUAAAUUAUUCUCACCCGAUGAUGAUUAUGAAGAUUUUGUUAAAUCUGUGGAAAGCGUAUCGUCAUCACGUUCAAAACACCAUAGUUCCAUUUUAUCAAUUAUAACAGCAUUUCGAAAACUUCACAAUCAUCCAUAUCUAUUAAGAAAUUAUUUAAUACAGUCGAAUUCUACACAAAAUCAAUCAGUUGAUCGUCUACCUACAAAACUGACUGCAGAUUUGCUCCGUUUGUUGAAUUCUGAACAUUCAAUAGUGGCACAAGAUCUCUGUUUUACAAAUCUAAAUGAAUUUAUUCAAUUAUCUGGAAAGUUCCACGUUCUUUAUAUCAUGCUGAGACGACUGUUUGACAAACAACUGUCAUCUUCGUCCACAGUGAAUUUCCAGAAAAAAUCGCGACUAUCCAACAGUAAUAGUAAAAAUAGUUUACAUAUUAAUGAUCGUCUUGUAUUAGUUUCCAAUUUUACUCAGACACUUAAUCUUUUGGAGAAAUUAUGUAAUCUAGUCACUGGACAACCAUCUCUUCGAUUAGAUGGUCAGACAACGAAUAAACAACGCGCUGAAGUUGUUCAGAGAAUCAAUGAUCCAACAUCUCAUGAUCGUAUAUUACUGCUUAGUUCACGUGCAGGUGGAGUAGGUUUAAAUUUAAUUGGUGCCAAUUACUUAAUUUUGUUCGAUAUGGAUUGGAAUCCAGCAAAUGAUGCACAAGCUAUGGCUCGUAUUUGGCGUCCGGGACAAACUAGAUCGGUUAAUUUAUACCGGUUAGUAACAGCAAGUGGUAUGGAAGAACGUAUAUUUCAACGACAAGCAGCUAAAUUAGCUUUAACCAGUCAAACAUUAGUCAAUACAUCAAUGUAUAAUGAAAAUAUUUUGGAAUUUAUUGAGACAAAAAAGAAACCUGAUAAAAAUCUUGGAAUUCUUACUCGUGAUGAAUUGAAAGAAUUAUUUCUCCUUCCCAAUACAUCAUCAGGGUCAUGGACUCAUGAACUUAUUCAGUGUAAUUGUAAUCAGUCUCUAGAAAAGAAACCUUUCACCCCAAGUCCUUCUCUCUCAUCAUCAUCAGACAUUGAAAACUAUGAUUCUGCCGAUGAAAUUGUAGUGAAGAGUUUUAUAGAUUAUUCUCAUGAACUUGACGAUAAAGAGAACAAAAAAGAAGAAAUCGAAUCAUCAGGACACACUACUGGUAUUAUCAAUGAUGGGAAUGAAGACGAUGAAUAUUCCAAUAUUAGAAUAUUUCAAUUAGGUUCUACAAAUCCACUUAUUACUGAGAGCUUGAAAUCACCCAAAUCCCAAUUCACCUAUUUGAAACAACAGUCAGCUUCAAUGCCAACGACAACUCAUAAGUUACCAUCAUCUGAUUCACUUGGUUUUCUAUUGAAUUGGAAACAUUCUUUUUCAUCUGAACAAAUAGAUCAGUUGAAUGAUCGACUUUUAAUAACACAUCAAUCGGACCCUAUGAAAUCCUUAAUAAACUGUAUAUUUACACUAAAUUCGAAAGCAUCUUAA